AUGGCACCUCAGCCCCCCGCCAACCUGGGGCCCCUCGCUCGGCCUGCACCCAGCCACCCCCUCCCCCUUCCGGACGGUCUCGCAGCCGGGCGGGCCAUCGCCAGGUUCCUGCGCGAGCUGAUGACGGGCUACCACUGGCGCAACGCGACGCACGAGGGGUACGAGGUCGACUUGCCGGAUGAGGCAGUCCAUGUCUCUCUCAGUGCGCUCAUGGCGGUUGACCCUGGCAUGCCCGGGGGAUGUGGGGGUCUUGUGGUGGGGGGAACUUGA
Aspergillus puulaauensis is the source of this 270-nucleotide messenger RNA. RefSeq lists its product as uncharacterized. NCBI's taxonomy places the organism in Eukaryota, Fungi, Ascomycota, Eurotiomycetes, Eurotiales, Aspergillaceae. The record is from RefSeq and is a predicted model, not a curated record. Bases 1 to 270 code for a protein of 89 amino acids. The transcript has a single exon.